Molecule: messenger RNA, 3291 nt
Organism: Gadus chalcogrammus (walleye pollock)
Lineage: Eukaryota; Metazoa; Chordata; Actinopteri; Gadiformes; Gadidae
Exons: 9
Coding region: 350-1642 (430 amino acids)
Biological process (GO): regulation of apoptotic process; signal transduction; proteolysis
Molecular function (GO): cysteine-type endopeptidase activity; protein binding
Source: RefSeq, a predicted model, not a curated record
UCCACAGCAGUGCAAUGUGAAUGGAACUUUUGGAAUACUAUUAGUGCUCGUUUUGCAUUCCACUGGAUUGAGAGAGGCUGGUUCAUUUUGAAUCUUUGCUCUCAUUGAACUUGUACAGCCUACAGAAUAAAGUGCCAUAAAAGAACAUCAGCGACCUGUCUCUACCAGUGCAGGCGUGCAGAUGUGAGCAGUUGAGAGUUGCAGGCAAAGCACAGAGACAAAGACACACAGGGGUGGGGCCGACACAGUGGGAGAACACACAGCACCACAACUGUGGCAACAACAGGAAGUCUGUUAAAGAAAAAAGCUGUUUCAUAUUGGUCGACUUUGCCAACGUUGACACAAGACUAUGGAAGAACUUGGAAGGAUUCGCUCUAAAUUAGUCGACAUGUUGUUGGACCCAGAUGUCAUCAAUCUCCUGCAUUUCCUUCGGGAGAUGAAUGUGUUGAAUGACGAGGAGAAGGAGACUGUAGAGGGGUGGAUGACAAGUGAAGGCAAAGCACGUUGUCUCAUUGAUACGGUGAUGGAGAAAGGGGUGAAAGCAAGUAGCGUGAUGGUUGAUUAUCUGACGGAGAAACACCCUGAACUAUGCUCAACCCUGGGUCUGACCCCAACUGCUCAGAUCAGGCAGGAUCUGACCGAUGAUCAGCUCCUGAAGGUGGCCGAAACGCUGGGAAAGGAGUGGAAGCAGGCGGCCUUCCACCUGGGGCUGAAGCCCAACGAACUGGACGACAUCAAGGCAGAACAUAAAUCUUUGAUUUAUAAAAAACACAAGAUGUUGGUGUUGUGGAAGCGCAAAAGAAGAACAGGAGAGGCCACUGCACAGGAGCUGCUGAGAUGUCUGAAAGACAUACCGGACGAGACUCGUUUGUUAUUGACAGGACAUAUAUCCGACAAGACGGUGGUAAAGCGAAGGAAUCAAAACAAAGGGGAGCUUCAAAGGAUCCAUUCUGAAUUUGUGAAGACAGUUAAAAUCUCAGUUAUCAAAGGUCUCCUGGAUGACCUUUUGCAGCAGAAAGUGUUCAGCACUGACGACAAAUACUCUGUGAUGGAGAAGGGGAAGAUCAAAACGGACAUGGCACGGUGUCUGAUCGACAUGGUUAUCAGGAAAGGGGAGAGAGCAAGUCGGAUAAUGAUUGCUAGUAUGAAGAAGAAGUACUAUGACUUAUGCUCCACCCUGGGUCUGAUCGCUUCUCCUGCUGGUGUGGGACAUACAUCCGACAAGACGGAGGUAAAGCCAAGGAAACAAAAUAAAGGAAAUGGAGGCCGGAAAAGAAAUGGAAGUAAAUCAGAAGAAGUGUCCAAUAAGAAACCUUGCACGGUUGAUGUGUCAGACAGCAUCACUGAAACCCGCUCCAUAGGGCAGACUCUGACUGACAAGGAGCUCAUGAAUGUGGCCAAAACGCUGGGAAAUGAGUUGGAGCAGAUUGCCAUCCAUCUGGAAAUAACGACCAAAGCUUUGGAGGACAUCAAGGCAGAACAUAGAUCUGUGGCCACGCAGAAGCUGAAGAUGUUGGUGAUGUGGAAGUGCCGAAGACCACCAGGAAAGGCCACAGCUCAGGACCUGCUGGAAGGUCUGAAAGACCUGGAGGACCUACCGGCCGAGACUCUUCAGUUAUUGACGGACUUGAUUAAGCAGUAGCCAUAGUGAACUAGAUGGCUCUUUCCAAAGAGAACAAUGAAGAUAUGCAGAAUAACCUGAAACAGUGAAGCUGUCUGUGAAUGCAUCCUGGUCGUUGGGAUACGGCCAGAUGAUGACAACAGAGACAUUAUUCAAAAGUGUAAGCAGCCGUAAGAGCUAGGCUCUUGUCGAGUCCAUCUUUACCAUAUAAACUCUUUAAAUGGCACAAUUGCUCAUACAGCUUUGCUCCACCAGCUUUGGUCAAGAUGCACAUACUUUGUAUGUGUCAUGGCAUUUUUGAAGCGUUAGCAUCAGUUGGGACCCUGUGCUGUGUUAUCGGCCCCUUCCACAAUAAUUCAAAAUAUGGACAGAUUUAUUAAAUUCUGUACUUUUAGAUUACAUUUAUUUAACUGACACUUAAGUGCAAAGCGACUUACAAUGAUUGCAUUCCACAAUGGGAGAUUCAACCCAAAAAGAGCAGGAAUCGUGCAAGUACAUGAAAUGCAUUCGGUAAGGAAACUUCUUUAAGUGCUAAAUUAUAGAAACAAGAGAUGAGUUUUCAGUCUGCAAUCUUUUUCCAAAUGUCUUGAACUUAAAGUAAUUAAUGAUGUCAUGUUUAGAAUAGGUCCUCCUUCCUUUGCUAUUACUAAGCUGUUCCCCUCAGGUACCUCCUAUAGACAAGACUAGAUGGUUGUGAUCACAGAGUUUCUGAAACAAGUUGACUAUAUGCCAAAGAAAGAUAAUGAUCAUUGCUAGUAUUGUGUCAGUACCCUUUUUUUAAUAUAUAUUAUGUUUACUUUAUGAGCCCGAGCCAGGAAGGUACAGACGUCUGUUUGGUGAAAAAUAAAAGUGGUUUGUGGGAAAGGCUUCCUUCUUGCUUUAUUGUCCAACAUAUUUCUGUAGUAGUCAUGCCAACAUAUUCAAUAUCAAUUAAAACAUUAAUGACAUUAAUAUAAUUUAACAGCAUUCAAUAGAUGAUGGGAUACAUUAGUGUAAAGCUAUUAGUCCCAUUCAGCUCAAUGAUUAGUAAUUAUUAUGUUGACAUGGAAAGAAAAUUGCGCUCAAUGUAAAAGGACCCUUUCUUGUAAGCUGGUACCUAUAGUUUUACAUUUACAGACUUAACUAGAAUUCUUACCAUUCCUGAAGAAAUGGUACUUGCACUGCCUCUACAUCUGUGUAUUUUUUUGUGUAUGUGUACAUAUGUUUGCGUAUGUAUGCAGCAAAUUGUAUCCUUGAUCUGGUUCUGACAAGUCCAUCUUGGAAUCCUGGAGGUCUUCAAGUCAGGUGAUCUCAUACUUGCUGAUAAGGGAUUUCUAAUCUUAGCCAUUGUGCCAGAAGGAGUUAGUGUCAACAUACCUCCAUUUUUGAAUCAUGGCUGGUUGAAAGAGUGAUCAAAUUAACUUAAGACAUUGCAGGGACCAGGAUCCAUGUUGAAAGGGCAAAAGCCCAUUUGAAAGAAUUUAAAAUCCUGCGUUUCAUUCCGCACACCUUGCGAAGCGACGCUGAUGUGGUGGUGCAGCUCUGCUGUGCUUUAGUGAAUCCAGAAUCCAUUGAGGAUCUACGAUUCAUUUGGAUAAGUAAGUUUCAGUUUGCAGAGCCCACCACAGUGAAAUAAAAUGUACUUGAAUUUGGUGUUUGAAUCGCUUUCAGCAGAAUAAAAAAAAACACAA